Messenger RNA from Malus domestica (apple), 1084 nucleotides. RefSeq lists its product as uncharacterized. The record is from RefSeq and is a predicted model, not a curated record. NCBI's taxonomy places the organism in Eukaryota, Viridiplantae, Streptophyta, Magnoliopsida, Rosales, Rosaceae.
UUCGUAACAAACCAAAAAAAGCCAACCAAGCCAUAAGCGCUCUCAAAGAGCCCCCAGCGCGCGAGGUCCUCCGACCUCCGCCGCACAUCCCCACACCCACAACUCCCGGGGCGGUGGCUGCGCCCAUGUCUGAACCCCACCUGCCGCCUCCUCCUCCACCGCUCUACAAGCAGCGGUCGUGGUCCCCGGACGCAUACCGCGACGAGGCAUGGCACCGCCGCAAGAAAAUCAACGGCAGAUCGAACCUCCAGCGGAGCAAAAGCGUCACUGACGAAGACCUCGACGAGUUGAAAGCCUGCAUCGAGCUAGGGUUCGGGUUUGACUCGCCCGAGUCGGAUAAGCGACUCGCUGACACUUUUCCCGCGUUGGGACUUUACUACGCGGUUAACAAGAAGUACUGUGACUCGGUUUCUAAUAAGUCUACGGCGACUACAACGACGUCGUUUUCCCCGACGCCGUCCGAGUGCGACUCGGCGACCUCCCCCAUCGGCAGCCCCCAUACCAUUAUCGGACCAGGAGAUACGCCGCAGACGGUGAAGACGCGGCUGAGGCAGUGGGGCCCAGGUGGUUGCUUGCACGGUGAGACAGGGUUCGUGAGGUGAUCAAUGUAACCAAACCAGAGUUAAGAUUGUAACCAAAACAUCAACGUCAAACUUUGUCAAUGAUUGUUGUUUAUGGUUCCAAUUUCCCCCCACCCCACCGCCACCGACUUUGCUUGCAUGGAUUAAAAAUAAGGCCAAAUGGGAUUAAUUGUCACACAAUCUUUCUAAUACACUAUAUCCACGGAAUCAUUAAUCUGAUUUGGCCUAAAAAUAAUAACGGGAGGGAUUAAAAUUUUGAAAAGCAGUUGUUUAUGUGAACCAACUUGUACUAGGAUGGAUUGACUUUUUGCUUUUGGUUUUUCUUUGGUUGGUAAUCUGGCAAUGCUCUCAUUCUAUUUGUCUUCUCUUUUUUUUUUCUUCUCAUUUAGUUGAAUGAAUUAAUUAGUCUGUUUGUCUGACUGUUUAUGUCCGAAACUUUGAUUCUGUAAUUUGAAUGUAACAAAUUAUAAUAUACAAAGCACUACAACAUGAUGCCUUCUUUU